Messenger RNA from Neurospora hispaniola, 1686 nucleotides. RefSeq lists its product as uncharacterized. NCBI's taxonomy places the organism in Eukaryota, Fungi, Ascomycota, Sordariomycetes, Sordariales, Sordariaceae. The record is from RefSeq and is a predicted model, not a curated record. The transcript has a single exon. Bases 379 to 1008 code for a protein of 209 amino acids.
AACCAAUCUCGGGAUGUCCCUUUCACGUCCCCUCUACACGCCAACUUCAGAUGAACCUCUGUUUUCCCCCGGCAUGAUGCUUGUCCUUCCAACGUCUUCCCACAGACAAGACACGACACCCCUCGUCGGCUGGGAGCAGUCCCGCCGUCCAUUCCAUCAAGUGACUGUCGAUGCCGAUCACAAGGCAAGAGGAAGGGUUUAUCAGCGCACGUGCAUCAGCUUCUCUGGAUUCCCUUGCUUGCUUGCUUUGGCAUACUCUCAACUCGUGUCGGUAACCCGGGAGGAUGUUGGUCUCGCAAGAAUGGAAGCCACCACGGCACGGGCUUCUAAAACUGGACAAAGUGGAAACCGCAUCCGUACCAUCAAAGGAAAAGACCGAUGCCGGUACCGACGCUUGGUUCGGCCAGCCGGGGAUAUCGCAAGGAAUGUGGGUACGGAACGAACAGUGGAGAGAAAGUUUCCAAAAUCCUGAUCGUGGGGUUAACCUCAGGCUCCCCUCUGGAAUGGAACCCGGAGUUCAGAGUCAAGCUCCCGAGACUUUCUUCAACUCCACUGCCGAGUCCCGAAAAAGGUAUUGCCAAUCUUGCAACAGGCCACCAGCAGGCCCGAACCCCGUCAGGGGAAUAUACAAAACGGCAGAUCUUGCCCACUUCCCGCCAGUCAAAGACUUGUCCAGGCUCGUCCACCGCGCUCCUCAAAUUAUCACGGCGAAAUAUCGACAAGGUCGUCAUGGUCAGUCGUCAGACAUUAGCGAAGUCGUUUAUCGCUGCUAUCGGUAUCCCCGGCCUAGCCCCGGACAAUAUUUCACCCCCAUUGCACAUCCGACGACGACGACGACAACGACGGCGACGGUGCCCUGCCACACCAAUCAAACGAUUCAACUCACCUUUUCCAAUUCCUCCCCCUGACAUUCGCGCUCACAGAGAGAGUCAUCAUACACUCAAUCACGACAAUGCGGUGGUCGCACAAACUAACGACCUGACGGAUUUAAUGAGCAUGACAGCAUAAGCCUCUCGGGAAGUGCGGCCAAUGCUUGGAAUAAUCAAUAUCAUUGUCCAGCUUUCUUCCUAAAAGAGAGUUUGCCAAAGAAAACACCUAGCCACAAACGACACCAAGACGACCCAAGAAGGAGUCUCCAAAAGGUACAAGACCUUGGAGUCAGAAUUAUCGACCACUUCUGGAUGCCUUCUUUAAUAUAUUUCCUGCACCAACAUCUGCAUUCCCGAAAAGAAAUCGCCCUUUUGGAUUCCAUACAAGCCACAUUUGCAUGUCUUCUAAAAAGUGAUGAUUUCUCAUUAGUCAAAAGUCGGCUAAAGAGCAGAAGAAGAGGAUUGGGUCUGAAGCACCCCACCCGAUCUAGCUUAAAUAGGUGAAGAGUUGUCAGUUCACGUGACACACAACAAGUGGGUCUCAGCACCCUCCCAACCCUUCUCAAAAUAGCUUCGUCCCCGAAAUAAGACUCCUCUACUAAGAACCCCUAUCGUUUUAGAUCUAAAUACCUUUAACCUAGAUUUCCGAAUAAAGCGAAAUCCCCUCUUCAAUCCUAGUCUCUUUAGCGGUCUAUUUCUUUAAUUCUUUAAAUAAUAUUAUAUUUACCUCCUUUAUAUUUUGUAAAUAGUUUUUUUCCGUCUAUUCUAUACGCCUUUAAUAUUCCUUAAUAUAAUUUAUAUAUAACUUCCUUCUUAC